Molecule: messenger RNA, 1348 nt
Organism: Nezara viridula (southern green stink bug)
Lineage: Eukaryota; Metazoa; Arthropoda; Insecta; Hemiptera; Pentatomidae
Source: the annotation of a GenBank genome assembly
CUCAAUAUCAACAUAUGUUAUCAAAUUGACGGUUUUAAAAUUUUAGAAAUUUUCUAAAUUUCUAUUCCCUUUUAAUUUUUGUUUUCAUGUUGUAUCAAAAUAAUGAUGAAGAAAUCUCAGAUAAACGAUAAAAUGAAUAAAUUGACCAGGGAUGGAGGCGCGAUUAAGGAUGAACACAAUGCUACAGAAAUCGCCGAUUUAAUUUACAACAGGAUGGUGAAGGACAUCAAGUCCAGGAUUAAAAAGAUCCUAUCGAUGGGUAUAGAAUUGGGAGACGUAUCCAAUAAAACGAAACUGGUUAAGGGCAGGCGUGGCGGCGACGAGCGCAAGUAUAGGGGACACAGCAGACACAGAGUAAAGCGACAUAUCAUAAGGCAUAGGUGCAUCCGUGCCAAAUGCCCACGAUGUCACACAUCUUGGAAGCUGAGCAACUGCGUCAGGAAGAAGCUUUAUCGAGAACCAUUGCGUCGUCAUCGAUGUGGAAAAAAAGUAUUGCGAGAAGAAACGAAGUAGACCCUACGACCAAAUUGAAAUGAGAUUUGCAUCAAUCUGAACAACGAUGAUUGGAUACAACCACCAGCCCUCUAGAAAGAUCAACAAGUAUGUCGGCAAUCUGGCAUUUGAAGUAUUCAAGCAAUCACAGGAGCAGACCGCAGAAGACCUCGGCAAGGCGAUCCACGAUCAGAUGCUGACGGACGUGAGGACUAGGAUCAACACCAUCCUCGCCAUGGGGACGGAACUGGGUGCUGUGAGCAGGGAUGGGGACCGCUAUAGGGUGAUCAAAGGGAUAACCAAGCUGGAUAACGUCUUGGAGCAGUGCCAGACGGAUAGGAAGGGCUGUUCUCCAGUAUGCUGCCCAUCCAAAUCUCCAAGAAAGAAGGUAAAACAGAAAUGUAAUGUAAAAAAAAAAGGCAAAGGUAAUGGUAAAUGUAAUCGUAAGGGUAAAGGCUGCGGUAAAUGCUGCUGCAGGCUCAAGGCCUACGACAAAAGGAAAUGCCGCGACAUUCCUGGAUUCCAUGAAGAAGAGGAAGAAAAAUAUUUCGAAAACACGAAAAGAUGUAAUAAGCAAUCGGUUAAAAGCGAAAGCAAUGCCGAAGAAAGCAAUCCCGAAAGCAAUCCAUGUUAAGUUUCUCGUCCGGAUAAAUGUUUUAUGUUGUACGACUUAUAAAGACCAUUCACAAUUGCAGUAGAAGAACACAUUUCACUGACUACACACAAUCGUUCCAGUUGUCCGCUAAACCUUGAAAAAAUUAAAAGGAUAUUCGUAACCUUUCACCUAACUCAGAAUAAAAUCAUGUUAUCGUAUAAGGGUGUAUUCAUAAUUAUUAACAUUAGAGUACUGUUUAUA